Molecule: messenger RNA, 2156 nt
Organism: Cylas formicarius (sweet potato weevil)
Lineage: Eukaryota; Metazoa; Arthropoda; Insecta; Coleoptera; Brentidae
Gene: mRpL2
Product: large ribosomal subunit protein uL2m
Exons: 2
Coding region: 168-1082 (304 amino acids)
Biological process (GO): cytoplasmic translation
Cellular component (GO): ribosome
Molecular function (GO): structural constituent of ribosome; RNA binding
Source: RefSeq, a predicted model, not a curated record
UUUACUGCAUACGAAAAAGUUUUGUGGUUUAAAUUUAACACGAAUCUUUAAUACUAAAUUUGUUCAGUAAUUGGAUAAUAGGGCGUUAUUUUUCUGUGCCCCAAGCUUCCCAACUAAUCAAAUAACCUCCAAAAAUAAUUUUUUUUUCCAAUAUAUUUUGGUUAGAAAUGUCGAGUCUUAUUAAAGCACUUACACGUUUAUCGAUUCUGGAAGUUGUUAGUUUACAAAAGACAAACGUGCGGUCUAAGACAAAAUUCGUAGAAAAACCCGUAACAGGUCACGGAAUAGCAUUUAGAAGAAAAGUGCAUUUUCCUGAAAAGUACACUGUUGAGCCAUUGAAGGUGACAAAUUUAGCAGGCAGGGAUCCCAACACGGGUAGAGUUGUUUGUAACGGCAUUGGGGGUGGUAUCAAGCAUAAAUAUCAUUGGAUUGACUGGAAAAGGGUAGGUCCAAAGGAAGGUCCCCCACAAGAAGAAAAAGUGAUUAAAAUUAUAAAGGAUGGUUGUCGAACAGCAUUCAUUGCACUGGUUGCUUAUCAGGACAAAUUAAAAUAUAUUCUAGCCACUGAGAAUAUGAAAGCUGGCGAUAUUAUUAAGACGUCUUGUCAUAUACCUAGAAUACCAGUGAAGGCGAAUGAGGGAGAUGCUUAUCCAUUAGGUGCUCUUCCCACAGGAACAAAAAUUAAUUGCGUUGAGAAAUAUCCAGGUUUAGGGGGCUUCCUAGUCCAUGCGGCAGGAGGAUAUGCAACAAUUGUACGUAAAGAGUCAAAUAAUCAUGUUGUAAUCAGUGUUCCUAGUAAGAGAGAAUUCAGUUUACCAGAAACAUGUAUGUGUACAGUUGGAAGAUUAAGUAACGUGGAGCAUGACAGUACCCCAAUUGGAUCAGCACAAAAAAAUCGAGAAUUGGGAAAUCGCCCCCGAUCAGGAUGGUGGCAAAGAAAGACCGGUAAGCAUGGUCGCAAACUACGUAGACCACCACCUGUAAAAACAAUUGGACCAAAAAAAAUAAGCACUACUGAAGUUGUAUCCCUAACCUAUAAUGGACCUUUUGUUAAAACAAUGCCAAGUCAAUUUCAUUACUAAAAUGUAGUAGAAAGAAAUAAGUUUAAUAAAUAUCAGUGAGAAAAAGGGUUUUGUUAAUUAUGGAAGAUAAUUUAAUUUUUGUUUCAAGGAACAAUACAUCUUGCAAUUUUCUUGAAAUUUGCCCACAAGCUAGAAGAAGAAGAAGAAUAAUUUGUGAGGUUAGGUCUGUAGGUUAUGUGUAAACAUUCUCAGCUGUGUGUUUUUAAUAUUACUUUUAUUUGUAAUUUAAUGUAAUGACUAAAAAACACUGGAUAUCUGUUUGGCACUAUAAUUCUUCAAUUGGGCCCAAUUCUCAGUAUGUCGAGAUUACGUGUUGCUCAUCAGAUUCAGAGAAUGAUUCCAGUAAUGCCAUAACAAACUCCUAUUCAAAUUUAGAGGACGCUUUAAUAUCUGACGGGAGCAGAUUAACUUUAGAAAAUAGUUUAAUAAAUUCCCCAAUUAUUGGCGGAAACAGUGUGGAGUUGUCGGAGUUGUCGCCAGAAAUAUCUCAAUGCAAACCAUUUACAUUUCCCACACCACUAUCCCCUGUGAUAAAAAAACGACGUAAAAUAUUUAAGACAAGGAAAAAACAUUUAGUUGAAAUCACAAAGGCAAGGGCUGAGAUUUUUUCUCCAGAUUUAUUUAAAUACUCAGAAGUUGAAUGUGCGUCUCCUACAUUAGAUUUGUUCAGUCAAGCCAGUAAAUGCAUUGAACCAUUUCCUAGCCAGUUGGGUUCUGAAGUUGUUGCACUUGAUUGUGGCUCAAGUUCGUUGCACCAAAAACCUCCAAGAAAAAAACGAAAAUUCAAGAAGGAAAGUUUAGCAUACCAAAUGCAAAAAGUACUGAAACAUCAGAAGGCACGAAUUUCAAUAUGGCUUCAUGAAAAGGAUAAUGAUUUAGAGGAUCAUCUUGUGCAAUUUGAGGAUGAGCCAUUGAUAUUUUUUGUUUGUAAAUUGUGGAAAGAAUAUGGUAAUACUAUACUAGAAUGCAAACAGGAUUUUUCUGCUGAUGUGACUGGUACAAAAUGGUUUAUGGUGGUAGUUGGAAUAAAUACUAUAGCAAAUAUUAAAUGGGAGAUCUCAAAAAAAUACAUUU